UCAAGACCACAUCAAACCUGCAAAUUUUUUGCAUCUUGUUCAAGCAGUAAAACUUUUAGCUGGCCAUGACAGUGAAACCAAUUCAUUUAAGAGCCCAAGUCUUGCCCUCAAAAUUGGACAUAGCUUGACAAAGAUUUCAAUGCUUGUUGAAAGCCGUGCACAUGUACAGACCAACUACAAUGCAGCAAAAGAGGCUCGUACAUUCCGCAGAGUGUAUGAAAGUAGAUGGAAUGAAAUGAUAUCAUCUGCAUCACUGAGAACACUUCAGGAAUCUAAGUGGAAUGCCCCUCUGUUGCUUCCAUUCACAAAAGACGUCCAGACUCUCCAUUCUUAUUUAGAUGUGCAGCAACAAGAUAUUCACAGUAAGCUGUCCACAGAGACAUCCCCCCAGACAUGGUCACAGCUGGCAAAGAUCACGAUGACACAAGUGAUUUUGUUCAAUCGACGAAGAGCAGGGGAGGUGUCAAAAAUGCCUCUCUCUGCUUAUUUGAGUGAGGAUUCAUCUGACCCACAUGAAGAUGUAAAUGAAGCCCUCUCAGACCUAGAAAAGAAACUCUGUCAACAUUUCCGGAGGAUAGAGAUAAGAGGAAAAAGGGGAAGAAAGGUACCUGUGCUUUUGACCCCAGCAAUGCAACAAGCUUUGGAUCUGCUGGUCAGCAAACGGCAGGAAUGUGGGGUUCCUCAGGAGAACAUUUACUUGUUUGCAAGACCCUCCGCUUUUACCUGCUACCGUGGGUCUGAUUGCCUUCGACACUUCGCCAAAGUCUGUGGUGCAAAAAGUCCAGAAAGCCUCACCUCUACAAAACUGCGCAAACAAACAGGAACUCUGUCUCAAGUUCUCAACCUCAGUAAUACAGAACUGGAUCAGUUAGCUGAUUUUCUCGGCCAUGACAUUAGAGUGCAUCGGCAGUUCUACAGACUUCCUGAGGGCACCCUCCAACUUGCUAAAAUUAGCAAAGUUCUCAUGGCUCUGGACCAAGGACGCCUGGCAGAAUUCAAGGGCAAGACCCUGGAUGAAAUCAACAUUGAUCCUGAGGAGAAUGUGCAGAUGGACAGUGACACUGAGGUGGCGUGUGAGUCAGAUUCACAAGAGAGUCGGGUCACAUCCAGUCAGAGGGAAGAGAAAGACCCUGCAAUGCCAGAUGUGGGUCAUAGCAAUGCAGCACCAGAGCAGGGCCCUCUGACACCUCAACAAGCUUCUCACUGCCAGUCACCAAAAAGGGGAAGAGGUCGCCAACCUUUAAAGAGAAAAAAGUGGGAGACAGAGGAGAUCCGUGCUGUGGAAAAACACUUGAUGUACUUCAUCACUUCAUGCCGUGUUCCAGGGAAAAGUGACUGUGAUAAGUGCCUUCAAAUGGAAAAAACUGCACUGAAGGACCGAAAUUGGUUGGGCAUAAAAUUCUAUGUCAAGAAUCGAAUCACAACUCUCAAAAACAAAGUUUAAUUGUUAUUUGAUGUCUGUUGACACCUGUUUUACAUGUCACAUGUUAAAUCAUAAUCUCCCUUUAUCUCAGUUUAUCUAAUCUGAUGUCAUAAUUUCUUGCCUAUAGUCUCGUAUUUCAUUUUCUAUAAUCUUUAAUCAUUUAAAUCUUAUUGUUUUCAUAUU
Limanda limanda (common dab) is the source of this 1606-nucleotide messenger RNA. RefSeq lists its product as uncharacterized. The transcript has 4 exons. Bases 140 to 1444 code for a protein of 434 amino acids. Lineage: Eukaryota; Metazoa; Chordata; Actinopteri; Pleuronectiformes; Pleuronectidae. The record is from RefSeq and is a predicted model, not a curated record.